Molecule: messenger RNA, 1482 nt
Organism: Aspergillus pseudoviridinutans
Lineage: Eukaryota; Fungi; Ascomycota; Eurotiomycetes; Eurotiales; Aspergillaceae
Product: putative COP9 subunit 3
Exons: 5
Coding region: 1-1482 (493 amino acids)
Biological process (GO): ubiquitin-dependent protein catabolic process
Cellular component (GO): COP9 signalosome
Source: RefSeq, a predicted model, not a curated record
AUGACAGAGAUACUGUCGCGCCUCACUGUGGUGUCAUCCCUCCAGCAUGCCUCAAAUGAGGAAGACUAUGAUCGCCAACUUUACGAGCUCAUUGCCUAUAUAAAACAACCUACAAGACUUAACGAGAUCACAAGAAGUGCUGAUCUAUUGCUGGAUGGUCUCAAUCCGUCUCUGCAUUCGGUGGCCUAUCUAUUCGUUUUCCAUGCUCGAGUGAAGGUCUUGGGCGAACGUCUGCCAAAGGAUGUCCAGCCUGGGGGACACUUGUGGAAGAGGGCUAUUGAGUUUCUGAGGGUGUUCGACCCAAUCCAAGUUCGCUACGCUGGCCAGGAAUGGAGACGACUUAUUGAGCUUGUAGCCAACGCCGCACAGGCUUCUUCAAAGACUUUCCUAGCAGUCCAAGCGGUUAGAGAUGCAAUACUCCGACUUGAUCCGGCAUCUGAAACUUUCACAUCGACACAUCUCCUUCUUAUGAAACUUUGCCUACUCAGCAGAUCGUACAGGCACGCAUUGCCCGUCCUAAACAAGGCUAUGUAUCACUUUCCUGCCGGUCCCAGUCAUGCUUAUCAGGCGCACCGUCAGGUCUUCCUCUGCUCUGAGCACGGGUCAAGCGCGGCGUACAUCACCCAUGCUUCCGGAUUCACUGCACAGGUGACAUAUAGGGACCACCUGCAAUACUUUCUAUAUGGCGCUAUGAUAUACAUGGCACUUAAGGAGUGGGAGAGUGCGCUUCAUCUCUUGUGCAUAGUCGUCAGUUGCCCUGUCGCCAAUACUGUCAGUAAGAUUAUGGUUGAGGCAUACAAGAAGUGGCUUCUUGUCAGUCUACUGGCGAAAGGGAAGAUUAUAUCAACGCCUGAGAUGAUCAAUCCGCAUGUGAUGAAGGUCUAUCAGUCAUUGAUAUUGCCAUAUGUCUCGCUGGCGGAUACCUUUGAAAAUGACGACACAGAGAGGCUCUGGGCCGAAGUUGACGUUGGUCGGGCGAUAUGGCUCGCUGAUAACAACAUGGGUCUAGUUCUCCAGGUUGUUCAUGCGCACAGGAAGUCUGUUGUGGUGAAGCUAGGCAGUACAUUCUCAGCCGUGGCCAUCGCAGACAUCGCGCAGCGAAUAGCAUCAGAUCCGGUCCCCUCCACCGAGGCUGAAACAUCUAUAUCGUCUAUGGUGAUAUCCGGCCUGGACUCGACUCUCUUACACUCGAACAGUAACCACAAGCCCACAAUGCUUCAUUUCCACGCUGGAGGAGCAUCGAACUCUUUUGGGGAAGAGCAUAUAGCAUUUCUCCUGGAUUCAGAGAGACUCUUGUUGUCGACGCUCGCCGCUAACCUCGGUCAGAGCAACCAUGAUUUGGAGCUAAGCAGUGAGCAUCUCCAGUUCCUCCGAAGGGCUAAGAAUGCCUCUCAGCACAGUUCUGGCCAGUUUGGGAUGAAAUUCAAAGAUGAUAUCUCCAGCUGGGAUGUAGAUGAGGACAUAAUGAGUGGCCUGCAUUGA